This is a messenger RNA of Solea senegalensis (Senegalese sole), 1321 nucleotides long. Its product is annotated as ras-related protein Rab-1A-like. Bases 167 to 775 code for a protein of 202 amino acids. The transcript is spliced from 6 exons. Gene Ontology annotation, molecular function: GTPase activity; GTP binding. The record is from RefSeq and is a predicted model, not a curated record. NCBI's taxonomy places the organism in Eukaryota, Metazoa, Chordata, Actinopteri, Pleuronectiformes, Soleidae.
UGAGAUUAUGCUGUUGUGACUGCGGUAACCAGAGUUUAACCAGUUUAACCAGUUUAACUUCUCCAGUUUAACGGUGUUUUUCUCCUCCGGUUCGAAGCGGAUUCUAGCUUCACCUUCAGACUGAACCGCUGCUCAACUGACGACACACACGCACCUGCAGCUCAACAUGAACCCCGAGUAUGACUAUUUAUUCAAACUGCUUCUGAUCGGUGACUCUGGUGUCGGAAAAUCCUGCCUCCUCCUCCGCUUUGCAGAUGACACGUACACAGAGAGUUACAUCAGUACCAUCGGUGUGGACUUCAAGAUCAGGACCAUCGAGUUGGACGGAAAGACCAUAAAGCUUCAGAUUUGGGACACAGCUGGACAGGAGAGGUUCCGCACCAUUACGUCCAGUUACUACAGAGGAGCUCACGGCAUCAUCGUAGUUUACGACGUGACGGAUCAGGAGUCCUUCAACAAUGUCAAACAGUGGCUGCAGGAGAUCGACCGCUACGCCAGCGAGAACGUCAACAAGCUGCUCGUCGGCAACAAGUGUGACCUCACCUCCAAGAAGGUUGUGGACUACACCACGGCCAAGGAGUUCUCAGACAGUUUAGGAAUUCCCUUCCUGGAAACGAGUGCUAAGAGCGCCACCAACGUGGAGCAGGCCUUCAUGACCAUGGCAGCAGAGAUAAAGAAGAGGAUGGGCCCCGGGGCCACGGCCGGUGCCGGUGACAAAUCCAACGUCAAGAUCCAGAGCAAGCCUGUCAACACUUCAUCUGGAGGCUGCUGCUGAGGCCCUGCCCACAAACAACACAACAAAAACACCAUGACCUAAACCCAGCCCAAGACCAGUCUCCAUGUUAGCACGCUCCGGGGGGGGGGUCAGACAGACAGGUUUGUAAAUGUGCAGUCAACAGGACGACUUUAACGACGUUAAUCCCCCACAGAAAACUUAAAAUUUUCUUCUUCAUCCUCACUUUUACCAAAAAAUACACAAGCUCUGAGUCAUCGUACGCCGGCGUCACGUCUCCAAAUGAAGCACACGCUAAACAACACUCACACGCCCCCUUUAUGCUGUCCAACCAUGUACCAGUGCCCCUCCCCCUAGUUAACAUUCCUGGUUUUUACAUCAAACUGAAGCAUGAGCUGCAUUUAGGAGACGUGAGUGUCCCACAGCGCCACCUGUCAACUGUAUAUAUUUCUACAUCUGUGUUAAACCUGCGAUCCAAGCUGACGACGUCCGCGGUCCGUGAUCUGUGAUCCGUGAUCUUUGGCUGUGGAUUAUUUUCUUUUGUGGCACAAAUGCCGAUUAUUAAAGAAUGAAGGAGAUGUUUGAUAA